Molecule: messenger RNA, 1465 nt
Organism: Linum tenue
Lineage: Eukaryota; Viridiplantae; Streptophyta; Magnoliopsida; Malpighiales; Linaceae
Source: the annotation of a GenBank genome assembly
UAAUAAUUAAUUAUCAUUUUCCCAGAGCUGAACUGGCUUUAAAUGGCAAAAGGAGAAACCGAGCGGGAACGCAUCCAUUUCUGUGUGUCUACUUUGUCUUUCUCCUCCUUCCCCUAAAUCGCAGCGCUCCCAGAGAGAGAGAGAGAGAGAGAGAGAGAGAGGGAGAGCAGUAUUUCUCUCUGAUAGCUUUGCUCUUACUCCUCGCAAAUUCUCCUUUUCUCUCUCGCUUUGCUUCCAUUUGAGAUCUGAGCCGUUUUCUCUUCACGCUUUGCUUGGCGCUUUGUGUGAACUGCGACCUGCUCGCUCUCCUUUCACCGGAUCAUACCUCUCUUCCGUGACCGUUUUACAGCGCUGGCUGAAAUGGCUCCUCCGAUCGAGACUCCAACCAAGGCUCCUGUGGCCGCCGUGCCAUACUCGCACCCUCCUCUCAAUGAGCGGAUACUGACCUCUAUGACUAGGCGGUCUGUCGCUGCUCACCCGUGGCAUGAUCUUGAGAUAGGACCUGGAGCUCCCAAGAUAUUCAACUGUGUGGUUGAGAUUGGAAAAGGCAGCAAGGUGAAAUAUGAGCUUGACAAGAAGAGUGGGCUUAUCAAGGUUGAUCGUGUGCUUUACUCUUCAGUUGUGUAUCCCCACAACUAUGGGUUUGUCCCACGUACUCUGUGUGAAGACAAUGAUCCCCUUGAUGUGCUGGUUAUUAUGCAGCAGGAACCAGUUCUUCCUGGGUGCUUUCUUCGUGCUAAGGCAAUCGGGGUCAUGCCUAUGAUUGAUCAGGGUGAGAAAGAUGACAAGAUCAUAGCUGUUUGUGCUGACGAUCCUGAGUACCGUCACUACAAUGAUAUCAAGGAGCUCCCACCCCAUCGCCUUGCUGAGAUUCGCCGCUUCUUCGAAGACUAUAAGAAGAAUGAAAACAAGGAAGUUGCUGUUAACGACUUCCUCCCAGCUACUGAUGCAUACCAGGCUGUCCAGCAUUCAAUGAAUCUGUAUGCUGACUACAUCGUUGAGAGCUUGAGGAGGUAGUCUGUAUCUCCACACCAUGUCUGCCUGAAGUUUCAUCCUAUAGCCUAUGCAAAGAUGCUGCUGCAUAUACAUAUAGAUAAUAUAUAAUCUCCUUUUUCUUGCCAAAAUUCAGACUCUGCCUGUUAUGUGUUCGCUCUGAACCCGACGAUAUACCAUCUGUUCCAAGUUAACUGACUGUUAUAAUUGCUUUUGAUGUGCAUUUGAACUUCAAGGUGAAACGACAUAAGUUUUUUUCUCUUUUCAUUUGUUCUGCUUCCUGUAUUGCUGAAUGCUGAUUGUAGUAACGAAAAGUGGGAAAGUUGAAAGAUUUUUGCUGCCUAUUCCCGACUUGUGCUCCUGGACUGGUUUCCUCCAUCAAGCCUUUAGAUUUCUGUGUUGUUUCUCAUUGUGGGAAGGAAUACAUCACUAAGCUCAUAAUUACCUUGAUUUAUAUUUAUGAAAACUAGUC